Lycium barbarum (goji berry) is the source of this 865-nucleotide messenger RNA. Its product is annotated as dehydration-responsive element-binding protein 2A-like. The transcript has a single exon. Gene Ontology annotation, biological process: response to stress; positive regulation of DNA-templated transcription. Gene Ontology annotation, molecular function: DNA-binding transcription factor activity; transcription cis-regulatory region binding. The record is from RefSeq and is a predicted model, not a curated record. Gene Ontology annotation, cellular component: nucleus. The coding region runs from base 184 to 789 and encodes 201 amino acids. NCBI's taxonomy places the organism in Eukaryota, Viridiplantae, Streptophyta, Magnoliopsida, Solanales, Solanaceae.
GUUCUGUUUCUAAGGACAUGAAUCCUACCUCGUACUGAUAAUUAAUUUGCCAUUUUUGGCAACUCUUAGCAUUUCCCUCCAUGUAGGGCAAGGCAAACCAAACCUUUUUCAAGAAAAGAAAAUCCCAAAAAUAUAGGACCAAAAAAAAAAGAAAAAAAAGCAAGAAAAUAUAAGCAUAACCUCAUGGCAGAAUCUGUAGAAACUGUGAGAAUCGACACAAACAAUUCCUCAACGAUUAAGAAAUCGACAGUAGGGCGUUCAAGAAAAGGUUGUAUGAGAGGUAAAGGUGGUCCAGAAAAUGCGUUGUGUACAUAUAGAGGAGUAAGACAAAGGACAUGGGGUAAAUGGGUAGCUGAAAUAAGAGAACCAAAUCGCGGGGCAAGAAUUUGGUUAGGGACUUUCAACACGUCCCUCGAAGCCGCUCGAGCCUACGACGAUGCAGCGCUUAGGCUCUAUGGUUCGGAUGCCAAGCUCAAUCUACCCGAGGCAUCCGAACAAUCGCCUGUGGUAACAGGCGAUUGUUCGGACAAUAUAAUUGAAGGUGGGGAGUGUUCUGUGCUUGAGGAAGCAUCGAUAUUUAAAGAUGGGAAUGGAAAGUAUUUGGUGUGGGAGACACCGGUCCCGAGUUUGCUAGGUGAACAGGAGCAUAAUUUGAUGAGUGGGCUGGAUUUUCCUGGAGACACUACAGGUUUCAAUUGGACUAAUCAUGAAGCAGAAAUUAAUAUUGAUUUUGCGGGAAAGGAGUUCUAUGAUCAUUAUAGUCCAAAGGAUUUUCUAUUCCAUAUGUAGAUAGCGUGUAAUAUGCUAUUUGGAGUUGAUUUCUCAGAUGUUCACUCAAUUAAUAGUCAUUAUCUUAUCUUAAAAA